Microcebus murinus (gray mouse lemur) is the source of this 2527-nucleotide messenger RNA. It is a transcript of the gene NDOR1, whose product is annotated as NADPH dependent diflavin oxidoreductase 1. Gene Ontology annotation, cellular component: cytosol. Lineage: Eukaryota; Metazoa; Chordata; Mammalia; Primates; Cheirogaleidae. The record is from RefSeq and is a predicted model, not a curated record. Gene Ontology annotation, molecular function: FMN binding; flavin adenine dinucleotide binding; NADPH-hemoprotein reductase activity.
UUCCGGCCGACGGCGGAAGGCGGAAGUCGCUGUGGUCAGUGUCCUGAGGCUUACUGAGCUGUCUGCCGGGUCUUCAAGUCUCGGUCCAGGGAUCUCCAGGGCGCACCCCGAUGCCCAGCUUGCAGCUUCUGGUGCUCUUCGGCAGCCAGACAGGCACUGCUCAGGAUGUAUCGGAGAGGCUGGGUCGCGAGGCCCGCCGCCGGCACCUCUGCUGCCGGGUGCAGGCCCUGGACUCCUAUCCAGUGGUGAAUCUGAUUAACGAGCCUCUGGUGAUAUUUGUUUGUGCAACUACAGGCCAAGGAGACCCCCCUGACAACAUGAAGAACUUCUGGAGGUUUAUAUUCCGGAAGAACCUGCCCUCCACCUCCCUCUGUCGAAUGGACUUUGCUGUCCUGGGCCUCGGGGACUCCUCAUACGCCAAGUACAACUUCGUGGCCAAGAAGCUGCACCGGCGGCUGCUGCAGCUCGGGGGCAGCGCCCUCCUGCCCGUGUGCCUGGGCGACGACCAGCACGAGCUGGGACCUGAUGCUGCUGUCGACCCCUGGCUGCGGGACUUGUGGGAGAAAGUGCUAAAGCUGUGCCCGGUGCCUCGAGGCCUCGCCGUGAUCCCCCCUGGAGUCCCCCUGCCCUCCAAGUUCACCCUGCACUUCCUCCAAGAGGCUCCCGGCACGUGCUCCGAGGAACAGAGGGCGGCCAGCCCGGUCUCCCAAGGGCCCCCGACAGAGCUGCAGCCCUUCCUGGCACCCGUGGUCUCCAACCAGAGGGUCACCGGCCCCUCGCACUUCCAGGACGUUCGGCUGAUUGAUUUCGACAUCACGGGCUCCGGCAUCAGCUUUGCCGCUGGCGACGUGGUGCUGAUCCAGCCCUCGAACUCGGCCGCCCACGUGCAGCAGUUCUGCCAGGUGCUGGGCCUGGACCCCGACCGGUGCUUCACGCUGCAGCCACGGGAGGCAGGCGUCCCCUGCCCCCCAGGGCUGCCCCAGCCCUGCUCCGUGCAGCACCUCGUGACCCAGUACCUGGACAUUGCCAGCGUCCCCCGCCGCUCCUUCUUCGAGCUCCUGGCCUGUCUGUCCGCCCAUGAGCUGGAGCGGGAGAAGCUGCUGGAGUUCAGCUCUGCCCAGGGCCAGGAGGAGCUCCACGAGUACUGCAGCCGCCCCCGCAGGACAGUCCUGGAGGUGCUGUGUGACUUCCCGCACACGGCUGGCGCCAUCCCACCAGACUACCUGUUGGACCUUAUCCCCGCGAUCCGGCCUCGCGCCUUCUCCAUCGCCUCCUCUCUGCUGGCGCACCCCUCGAGGCUGCAGAUCCUCGUGGCCGUGGUGCAGUACCAGACCCGCCUCAGGGAGCCCCGCCGCGGCCUCUGCUCCUCCUGGCUGGCGUCCCUGGACCCUGGACGAGGAGCCGUGCGGGUGCCCCUGUGGGUGCGGCCUGGGGGCCUGGCCUUCCCGGAGACGCCGGACACACCUGUGAUAAUGGUGGGGCCGGGCACCGGGGUGGCCCCCUUCCGAGCAGCCAUCCAGGAGCGUGUGGCCCAGGGCCGGACCGGAAACGUCUUGUUUUUUGGCUGCCGCUGGCGGGACCAGGACUUCUACUGGGAGGCGGAGUGGCAGGAGCUGGAGAGGAAGGGCUGCCUGACCCUGGUCACGGCCUUCUCCCGGGAGCAGGAGCGGAAGGUGUACGUGCAGCACCGGCUCCGGGAGCUCGGGCCGCUCGUGUGGGAACUGCUGGACCGCAGGGGCGCCUGCUUCUACCUGGCAGGCAACGCCAAGUACAUGCCGGCCGACGUCUCGGAAGCCCUGACGUCCAUCUUCCAGGAGGAGGGCGGGCUCUCUGGCCCCGACGCGGCCGCCUACCUGGCCAGGCUCCAGCGGACGCUGCGCUUCCAGACUGAGACGUGGGCCUGAGGCGCUGUCCGGCAGCCCACACCCAGGCUGGUGGCCGUCCUCCAGGCCCAGGGAAGGGAGUCCAGAGGGAAGCACCUGGCAGAGGGACCACUGUCACCUCCAGGCCUGGUCUGGGCCCAGAGUCCUCUCAGACCAGGCCUGGGGCUUGCACACCCCGCUGGUCAGGACUCCCUGCACACGGUCACACCCCCUUGGCCCCUGAGUCCCAGCCUCUCAGCCCUGGCCUCACUGCAGCCUCCGUGGGCCCCUCCCCUCCCUCCCCUCACCCUGACACGCAUCUCUGUGUCCAUGUCCCCCCCGACCUGGUCAGGGAGGUGCCCUGGGCAGCACCACCCGCACAGGUACAGUGACCCAGGAAGGCAUCUGCAGCCUGCUGAGCCCUCUGAGGUGGUGCAGGGUCCCUACAAGGCCGCACUGGUCCUCUCUGCCCUGGGGACUCCCUGGGCACUCCCGCUGCAGCCUGCUGUCAUCCCAGUCACCCCUGACACCUGCAGGGCUCAGACAAGGGCAGGGGUGGGGGGUGGGGCCUGGCUUCCUAAGACGCAGUGGGAGGGCCCAGGCCAGCGCAGCCCCUUCCUCUCCUGGUUCUAGGAAAGCCUCGCAGUAAAUGACGCCUCCUGGUG